This is a messenger RNA of Rotaria socialis, 2649 nucleotides long. The record is from the annotation of a GenBank genome assembly. Lineage: Eukaryota; Metazoa; Rotifera; Eurotatoria; Philodinida; Philodinidae.
AUGGCUACAGCAUGUACUCACAAACAAAAACGACAACAUACGAAAAGUGAGAAUGUUCGUUCCAAGAAGCAUUCUGCACGAAAAUCCAUUUUUGGCGAAAUCGAUAAAACGAAAGAAUAUACCAUUUACUGGUUCUGUGACAGCACUAAAUCGCCGUUAGAUGACCGUGAAAUAGCAAAUGUUAAACUUCGAGGCAUCGUCGAUUAUCUUCAGAAAAUAUCAGAUAUUAAUGCUAUACGAGAAGUGAACAAUGAAAAUAUAUUUCUUAUCGUUGAUUUCGUGUCUUUUGAUAAACACUUUGGUCAACUGGUUGCCUCCAAUGAAAUCCGUUUAAUUUACGUCUAUGAAGAGCAUUAUAAUAACAAAAGUGAAGAAAGUAAAAAUGAACAGUUCGUCGGAUGUACUAAGGUUCGUGGUCCAUUUAAAGAUCUGAACGAACUCUUCUGCACUCUUUCCACAAAUGUUCGUACAAUGACUUCUCAACCAAGCAUGAUGAGUGAGCUACCCCCUUUAACUAGUGUUUCAAAGACAGUUGAACGAUCCACUGCGUUUACUUACUCGUACGUAACUGACUGGUAUAUUUAUUUGAUUCGUGCCAUGCAAGAAGUGCCACCAGCACGAACUUGCAAAGAGAAAUUUAUUGAAGAAUGCCGUAUUCUUUAUAAGGAUAAGCCCACUGUUGUACGAGCAAUAAAUGAAUUCCAAAAUACAUACAAUCCCGAAGACGCUAUUCGUUGGUAUACACGUGAUGGAUUUCUUUACAAAUUGAUUAACAGAGCUCUUCGCGAACAAAAUCAAAAGGCUAUUCAGCUGCUUCAUUUCUUUGUCUACGAUCUUGAUCGACAGUUGAAAAGCGAAUUCAGAGCCACCAAACAAGAUUGGCUGAAAGCCGAUCCUGUGCGUCUGUAUCGUGGACAAUUGAUGUCCCUGGAGGAACUACAUCAACUAAAGAAAAAUAAAGGAGAACAGCUAUUUCUCAACAGUUUCUUCUCAACAACAACUGACCUGGCCGUUGCGACUAUGUUCUCAGGUGCAGGUGCCUAUAGUUCUGACAAUCCUACGCAAUCAGUCAUUUUUCAUAUCGAGUGGACAGACUCCAGGCCUAAGCAAGGUCUUUCUGAUAUUCGUCGUUUGAGUUAUAACGAAGAUGAAGGCGAAAUCCUUCUUUCUCCAACUCAUACUGUCAAUCUCCUUGAUUGUGUUUAUGAUGAGAAAGCACGCGUGUGGAAUGCAACAUUUAGCCGGCUGGGCCAAGUAGAUGAUCCCUUGAUCCGACUCAAUGAUGAUGAACGUUUGAUGAGACUUGAACUUACGCUACGUCAUCUCAUCGAAGAAGAAGAUUCGUCGAGCAAUGACAUGGAAGAAAUAUCAGAUGCAUCCUCUAAUUCCGAUCAGGACGAGUUCAAAUUCACAAGAAAAUUUUGUGCGACAUUCGUUGAAGACGUUCCAUUUUUGUUACAAGAACUCGAGCUUCCAGAGCUCUGUAGUAUUUCGUUGCACAGCGGUAAUUCAGAUCGUUUUGAACUGAGAUCAUUUCGAUCAUUCACUUCUGAUUCACUGGAUCAUGGACCCAAAAUUCGUGAUGAAAUGGUGGUAACUCUCUACGAUGCUUUGGGUAGCAUGUUGAAAAGGAAAGGAAAGCUGAUGGAAGCUUAUUUUUACUAUCAAAAAGCAUCAAUGUAUGAUAAACCUGAAUCUCAGACGUCUUAUACACGACAGGCCGAUCUGGCGCAGCUUCACAAAAUCAAUGGGGAUCAUGAACUUGCUUGGGAAAUUUACAAUGAACUUAUGCAACAAACAGAUGAUCAGGACAACUUCCUUUAUGAGGACAUUGUAUUUGCUCGAACCAGUCAUAUGUCUGACCAAGUGUUUCUCGAAAACUCACAUGCAUUUCUUCAGUAUUGUUGCGCGAACGAUGGCGACGAAAAAGAGCUGUUCAUUGUCGAGAGGAUUUCGUAUAUCGUUGAUGCAUGGGCUGAACUCGGAUACAAAUACUUUUACCAAAAUCACAAUGCCGAAGACGCUUUAGUCUGCUACGACCGUGAGAAAGAACUAACAUUAGCAUCGCCAAAUUCAUCAUCAUCUUAUUUUCAUCCAUUGUUGGGAUCUUGCUCAGAAAGAGUUGGCGAUGUUUAUGCAUCAAAGAAUGAUAUCGAAAAGGCUCUAAGUCUCUACAAUGAAGCUCUUGAUUUGUCCAAACAAAGUAGAUUUCUUAUCAAUGUGAUGACAGCGGCUAGAUGCGCGUGUAAGAUUGGGCGUUAUAGUCCAAAUCAUGACCCAGAAAUUUUUCAUCGUGCUUUUUUGAAUCUUAUCCAAGGCUAUGGAAAACCGUAUACUCAAGAUACCAUUGGAAAAUGUUACGUGUGUUUGUCACAAAGUCUUCAGCGAUGUGAACGAUAUGAAGAAGCUGUAAAAUAUGCUAAACAAGCCCUAUUAAUCUUUCCGGUCAAUCCACUUUUGCUCGAGCGAUUAAUCGAUGACUGCUUUAAAUUAUUGAUUGAACUGCAUCGAUCUAUCAACAGCAACAACGAUAACGUGCCGACAAAAGACGAGCUUCUCAACGAUCGAAAGUCUCUGAACGACGAAGAAAUAAAAGUCAUCUUGCAAACAACGCUGGACGCACUGAAAAGCGAGUUGGACAAUAAAUGA